This is a messenger RNA of Gossypium arboreum, 1896 nucleotides long. Its product is annotated as probable receptor-like protein kinase At5g24010. The transcript has a single exon. Lineage: Eukaryota; Viridiplantae; Streptophyta; Magnoliopsida; Malvales; Malvaceae. Gene Ontology annotation, molecular function: protein kinase activity. Bases 258 to 1670 code for a protein of 470 amino acids. The record is from RefSeq and is a predicted model, not a curated record.
AAUGAAGAUUGAUUGGGUGGUGCGGUGUCAAGUUUCAUACGCACGUUGCUUACCCCAGCGGCAACGCGCAUUUCUCACCUAAAUCCCAAAAGAUAUAAGUAGAAUCUCCCGUGUCCUGACAACUAUCUUGACUCAUCAAUUUUCUCGAUAACUCAGGUCGUCUCCUUUUUGACUCAGUCUCACAAAACCACGCUCAAUCAUAUCUACUUCCCCAUUUUUCCUUCACUUCCUGCAUAUUCUUUGAUCCGUUUUCUCCCAUGGAAACUUUGUUUACGAGAUUGGGCUUCUCUUUCUUCCUUCUUUAUUUCUUGGUCUCUUGCGAUCUCUCUUUAUCUUUCUCUCCGGUGGACAAUUAUCUCGUCAAUUGUGGCGCCUUGCUGGAUGCCACCGUAGAUAAUCGUCGCUUCGUCUCCGACUCGUCCGAUUCUUCUCACUCGCAUCUCUCCUCACCUCAAUUGUUCUCACUCUGUGCUGGAACUUUGCUGCCGGGUCUGCCUCCGAUCUAUCAUACCGCCAGGGUUUUCAAGGCACCGUCUAAAUAUGUUUUCGAUGUCAAGGAUCCAGGGACACACAUGUUACGUCUCCAUUUUCACCGAUUCAGUUCACCACAAUUGAAUCUUGCUGACUCUAAAUUUCACGUUUUGGUUAAUGGGUUGGUAGCUUUGACCAAUUUUAGUGGUGGGGGUUCGGUGGGUCCUAAGGUUAUCGAAUAUUUGCUUUGGUUUAACUCUGAAAAGGUUGAAAUUACUUUUCUUCCUGCUGAAAAAUCGAAAUUUGCUUUUGUUAGUGCGAUUGAAGUGAUAUCUGCACCUAAAGAUUUGAUACUUGAAACUGCUCAGUCUGUGAAUGGUGAUAAAGUUGAGAAUUUAAAUAAACAAGCAUUUGAAGUUAUGUAUAGGGUAACUAUAGGAGGUCCUAAAGUCACUCCAUUUAAUGAUUCUCUGUGGAGGACUUGGUUGCCUGAUGACGACUACUUUAAAUCGAAGGAAGGAUCAAAUAGGGUGUAUUUUAGUGGUAGGAUUAAGUACCAAGAAGGUGGUGCAAGUCGUGAAGUUGGUCCUGAUAAUGUAUAUAAUUCGGCUCGGUUAAUCGAGAGCAAGAAUGCUUCGAUUCCUAAUGUGAACCUUUCAUGGGAGUUUCCGGUGAUUGAGGGUUAUCAGUAUCUUGUUAGACUCCAUUUCUGCGAUAUUGCUAGCAUAUCCCUUGGAUUGUUGUUUUUCAAUGUUUAUGUUAAUGGACAUUUGGCAUAUAAAGAUUUGGAUCCUUCGGCUGUUACCAAUUAUUUGUUGGCUUCUCCGUUUUUUGUGGACUUGGUAGUUGAUGCUGAUCAUUCCGGGAUAGUGAAUGUAACUGUUGGACCUUCGAACAAGAGCAUGGCAUACGCGGUGGAUGCUAUCCUAAAUGGAGUGGAGAUCAUGAAGAUAAGUAACUGGAUGGGUAGUUUCGACGGUACUUUGCCUGCAGAGUCAGUUUUGAAGUGUUUGCCAAGGAAAAGAAGAGUUGGUUUUCUGCUUCCUUUGAUUGCUCUUGUGUGUUUAUUGCUGAGCUUAUCAGCAAUCAUACGUAGGAGGAAUGAAAAGGUGGAGUCAGUGCUAUGGUCAAAAUUGCCAAUGGAGGUCCAUGAAAUUUCUCCAAAGCAAGGUAAACAACAAUUAUCAAGUAAAGUAUAAAUACAUGGUUAUGGAUCCACUGGGUUUUGUGAUAUAAUACCGCAUACUAAUGGUGGCUAUCAGUUCCCAUCAUAUUAAAUAGUUUGUUUGAGUUUGAAAUUUGUGAAGGAGCUUUGUGUCUGUAAACAGAAUAGAAUGUUGUGUUCCAGUUUAUCUCAUCAUGUUUGUGAUUGGAUUGAUGCUAUUGGGAUGGUUUAUUUAAUGUAAUAAAUAUUUCACCAUGAAA